AGGGUUCGAUACCCUGCAUCUCCAUUUUUAUUUUGUAUUUUUUCCUUCCCUCGAAAUCUGGUUUGUUCAUCUAGUUUAAAUUGGAGCUGCCUAAACUAAUCUCCAUAUUGUUCUUCCAAGCCCAAAAAAUGGCAGUCGUCAGAUAUCGACAUAUUAUCAUCACUAAGUUCCCAUUUAGCUUCGUCUUUCACCAACGUUUUAGCUCCUUGACUUCCGAUUCCAUCAACCCCACGGCGGCGCCACCGACCUCCGCCCCCCACAACAACAUUGGAUUGGCAAUUGACCCGACACACCUCCGCCGCGUCUGUACCGUUCUAUAUCAGCAGCAGAACUCCUCCGAUCUCAGGCUUCACUCCAAACUUCGCGCCUGUAGUUUCAACCUCUCGCACGAAUUCUUCCUCCAGGUCUGCAACACCUUCCCUUUCUCAUGGCGACCCGUUUAUCGCUUCUUCCAAUUCACCGAAACCGACCCGAAUUUCACUCACACGGCGGUCUCUUUCAACAAGAUGAUUGAUAUUGUUGGAAAAUCUCGAAAUAUCGAUCUCUUGUGGGAUUUGAUUCAGGAAAUGGGACGGCGGCGUUUGGUGACGGAUAAGACCUUUGUUGUUGCUCUGAGAACGCUGGCGGCGGCAAGGGAAUUGAAGAAAUGUGUGGAGCUUUUCCAUUUGAUGAAUGGAUAUGGAUUUGGUUAUAGCUUAGUGACUCUGGGCAAAGUUGUUGAGAAAUUGUGUGGCUGUAAACUUGUAGAUGAGGCUAAGUUUGUGGUUUUGAAAUUGAAGGAAUGGAUCAAGGUUGAUGGGGUUACUUACAAGUUGUUGAUUAAGGGAUUUUGCGAUGUGGGAGAUGUGAUUGAAGCUUCAAAGAUUUGGAACUUAAUGGUGGAAGAUGGGUUCGAGGCUGAAAUGGAAGCUGUGGAGGAGAUGAUGAAUGUUCUUUUCAAGGCCAACAAAUUCGAUGAAGCUUUGAAGCUUUUUCAGGCAAUGAGAUCAAACAGGAUGAAUGAUUUGAUUCCUUCAACUUAUAGUCUUGUGAUUAAAUGGUUAUGCAACAAAGGCAAGAUGAGGCAGGCCUAUAAUGUGUUCGACGAAAUGCUUAAGAGAGGGUUUGAAGCUGAUAAUUCAGCACAUUCUUCACUAAUCUAUGGGGUUUUAGCUAGAGGGAGGAGGAGGGAAGCUUAUAACAUAAUGGGAAGAAUUGAGAAUCCUGAUUUGAGUGUUUAUCAUGCUAUGAUUAAGGGGCUUUUGAGGCUGCGAAGGGCAAGUGAAGCGACACAAGUUUUUCGGGUAAUGAUUGAAAGAGGGUGUGAGCCUAUAAUGCAUACAUAUGUAAUGUUGUUGCAAGGACAUCUAGGGAGAAGGGGGAGGAAGGGAUUGGAUCCAUUGGUGAAUUUUGAUACCAUUUUUGUUGGAGGUUUGGUGAAGUUUGGGAAGUCAUUGGAGGCCACAAAGUAUGUGGAGAGAGUGAUGAAAAGAGGGCUUGAAGUGCCAAGGUUUGAUUACAACAAAUUUUUGCAUUAUUACUCAAAUGAGGAGGGAGUGGUGAUGUUUAGAGAGGUGGGGAAUAGGUUGAGAGAAGUUGGGUUGGUUGAUUUGGCUGAUAUAUUUCAGAGGUAUGGGGAGAAAAUGACCACUAGGGAUAGGAGGAGAGAUCGAGCAACGGUGUCGUCGAGCAAGAUACCGGCUGUGUUGGGUUGAAAUGAUCAGGUGUUUGAGGUGAGAUAGGAGGAGAGAUUGAGCAAUGGUGUCGUCUCUGAUUUGAAAUUCCCUAUUGGAUUACUAAUCGCUAUGAUGUCGAGCAAGAUAUAGGCUGUGUCGAGUUGAAAGGAUCAGGUGUUUGAGGUGAGAGAUAGGAGGAGAG
Messenger RNA from Cucurbita pepo subsp. pepo (vegetable marrow), 1857 nucleotides. RefSeq names its product Pentatricopeptide repeat (PPR) superfamily protein. Lineage: Eukaryota; Viridiplantae; Streptophyta; Magnoliopsida; Cucurbitales; Cucurbitaceae. Gene Ontology annotation, molecular function: protein binding. The record is from RefSeq and is a predicted model, not a curated record.